Molecule: messenger RNA, 3370 nt
Organism: Spodoptera frugiperda (fall armyworm)
Lineage: Eukaryota; Metazoa; Arthropoda; Insecta; Lepidoptera; Noctuidae
Exons: 2
Coding region: 1176-2420 (414 amino acids)
Source: RefSeq, a predicted model, not a curated record
AGAAAAAAUUAAGCAGUUCAUCAAAGGACCAUGCCCAUUUUUGCCCCAGAAACGCCCAGAUAAAGUAAAUUACAAGAUUGAGGUAAUAAAUAAAAAUUUGAAUUAAAUUGUUAAUUUUAAGUCCUAAGAAGCACUGGAUAAAAAUAAAAAAAUACGACUUUUUGUUGACCACCGAUCGGGGCUUUUGACAGAAUAAUGUUUCAUUCAUGCUUUUUGCAUUUAUCACGGUCUGGAAUCAUGUCUUUUGGCCGGUUUAUUCACUCGUUGUGUUUUUACAAAUUAUUUUGAAUAAUGAUAAACUAGUAUUAUAGUGUUGCUGUUUUAUUUGUAUAUUAAUGAUACUAUCGGUAAGAUUAACUUCAUAAUAAGUAACCGCAUGUAAAUUAUCUUACUAGUAAAAAAUAUGAAACGUUAUUUUUUUUAACAUCUUUUAAGACUGGCAACACUGAUUCAUUCAUUCACUCUGCGUCUGCUGCUGUGUUUACGUUUACUCCGAUUGUGCUUUUCCGUUCAAUUUAAAAUCUACUUCGGCUACGUUUUAUGGAUAUUGAUAGUGUCGUUUUAUUCAGUGACUUCGGCUUUUCUUAUACGGACUUCGUUGUGUUUUGUGAUUUGGACUUUUCGUUUGUGACACAAAAUGUUGCGUUGCUUGAACUGUGGGUUACGCGUUCAACGCAUACAGAGGCAUGUUGUUACAACUUUUCCUCAAGAGUUGCUAAUUAUCUUGUCUAUUUGGCUGAGAAUUGAAUAUGUAAGUAUCAUUAUUAUAUACAUUCAGAAUCUGCAGGACGGUUAUACACGGUGUAGUUUUGAAACUACAAUAUAUCAGAAGAUUAUAAUAAAACUCAUAAAUAAUUAUGUAAAAAUACGAUACUUCGUCAAAAAUCAAUAAUACUUUAUAAUACUUGUUAUUUUAUUUUUCUAAUUUUAACUGAUUUUCAGAAUAACUAACAUAAUUACCUUCUGAAAUAUCGUGCAACUUCAAAACUAUACCUUGUAUAGAGUAUGCAUGCACGAUAACUUGAAACGUGACUGCGAGAAAAAUAUAUUACUUAAUACAGUCGAACUUCAACUCUUAUCGUGGACGUGUAAAAUAUUUUUUUUGUUUUCUUAGUUAAUCAUUUCUUAUGGUAUGUGAGACCUACUAACACCGACUGUUUUGUUUUCAGCUCCCUAUGGAAGUUGUAAUAUGUCAUGCAUGUUAUGUAUUCUUACAAAAUGCUGAUGUAAACACACCUAGAAUAUUAGGUCAUACUAAUAUCUGUGCUGGCUGUGGCUGUUCUUUGAAUGAAGCUAGACUUCAUUCUCUCGAAGAAAAUGGACCAUUAUAUGAUUUUUUUCCAUGGAUUAGAUCAGUACAGAAUGGAAGAGAUAGCUAUGCUGUUUGUCAUAAUUGCUGGCGGCGAGCUAGCCGACAAUUUGAACAAGAUUCUCAACGAGAAAUGGCUAUACCACAAUUGCCACCUGUACCUGCCCCUGCUCCAGCACCUGCCCCUGCUCCGGCACCUGCCCCUGUCCCGGCACCUGCACCUGCUUCUGCCUCUCAGCUGGGCCAGAGAUCAGUUGGAAUGGUCAAUUUACUUCAUUACAAGAGAGCUGCUAGUACAUCAAGACACUGCAUUUAUUCCGACUGCGGUUAUGUACCUAUGCAUUUAAUACCAACAUUUAUUAAAAAUAUGUUAAUUGUAGAUUACAACUAUUAUGUGCCCCGGUAUUCACGUGUUUGCCAUCACCAUUUGUAUUCUAAUACUUGGCGUGAAUUACCAGAACAAUCAUCUUCAAUAUCAAGUUUUAGUAUAAAUCAAAUAGAAGAUUUAGUUAAUAUGGCAAAACAAAAAACUGUCACAUUUAAUUUUGAAUGUGUUGAAGAAAUGCCCAACCACAUAUGCCAUUAUUGGACUGGACUGGAAGUGUCUGAAUUCAUUAUUUUAUUUAAUGAGUUACCUUUAGCUAAUCAGGUACCAUCACCAAAAUCUGCUUUGGCUAUCUUUUUAAUUAAAAUGAGGACAGGGGACAGUAACAAGAGAUUGUCUUCAUUAUUUAACAUACCUCGAUCAACUAUGGAGAGGCACAUGAACAUUGUACGCUUAUGUUUUAUGGAACAUUUUGUACCAUUACAUAUUGGAUUGCAGCAUCUUAAUAGAGAAGAUGUCAUAAGAAGAAAUCUGAGUAUUCCAAAUGCUUUGUUUGGCAAUCCAAAUGGCUCUGAUCAAACCAGACCUGCAAUCACAAUAUGUGAUGGCACUUACAUAUAUAUUGAAAAGAGUUCCAAUUAUUUCUAUCAAAAGGAAACUUAUAGUUUACACAAAUAUGUGAACCUCGUUAAACCAUUUCUUUGUGUGUGUACAGACGGGCACAUUAUUGAUGUGAUCGGCCCUUAUGCUGCCACUCAAACCGAUGCAGAAAUAAUGAAAGAUUAAUUUACUGAUGAAUCUGGACCCAUGCGAUCAUUUUACAGAGAGGGAGAUGUAUUUAUACUCGACCGAGGAUUCAGAGAUGCGAUCCCACUGUUGGAGGCCUGUAAUUAUAAUGUGCAGAAGCCUGAGUCGUUAAACGAGGGAGAACGACAACUAACAACUAUUCAGGCAAACAAAAGUCGAUUAGUGACAUUAUGUCGAUGGGUAGUGGAAGUAGUCAACGGACGAUUUAAAAGGGACUUUAAAUUAUUUCGCCAGGAUUUUUUAAUAGAGCUCAUGCACAUUUAAUGAGUGAUUUUAAAAUUGCAGCUUCAUUAAUUAACAGAUUUCACCCCACGCUUCAAGAUCGGCCAGAUGCUUCUCUUAUUAUAGAAAGAGCCUUGAGGUAUCAACAUACUCCUAAUUACUUAGCAGAAUUUGUAACAAAUUAUAAUUUAAACAGGCGAUCGGUUAUGUUUAGACGCAUAGACGGCAGGUUUCCUCAAUUAAAUAUAUUUCCCGUAUUUAGUUACUCAGAAUUGAUUAUUUUCGCAUUGGGCCCAUAUCAGGUAAAACAAGCACGAUCAUAUUAUGGCGAACAUGUUCGACAAAAUGGCUUGUAUGAAAUUGAAAUAUGUCCUGAGCUGGAACACUCUGAAGAAAUGGUUGCGGCCGUUGGAGGAAAUAGACCUUAUUUAUUAAGGGGUCGAAUCCAGUCGCGCCAUGUUGGUCGGCGUAAAUAUUUUACGUAUAUUUUAAUUGACACUCAGCCCUCGAGUAGUAAUUGCUUAGAUGCAAUAUUAGGUUACUGUUGCAACUGUCUCGUGGGUAACAGAACAGUGGGAUGCUGUUGCCACGUUAUGGCCAUAAUAUGGUAUUUGGGUUGGGCUAGACACCAAGACAAUAUAUCGCCGCCAGCAUCAUUCUUAGACAAUAUAUUACUUGUAAUUGAAGAAUAAAACAUUUAACACUUA